This is a messenger RNA of Onthophagus taurus, 1599 nucleotides long. The record is from RefSeq and is a predicted model, not a curated record. NCBI's taxonomy places the organism in Eukaryota, Metazoa, Arthropoda, Insecta, Coleoptera, Scarabaeidae.
CUCAAAUAUUUAACGUUUCAUAAACAUUUUUGCAUCGUUUACUUUUUUCGUUCGACCUUCACACCUGAAAUUGAGCUCAAAACAAUGUUUCCUUUUUCCUAACUCAACCAAAACAUUCAACAAAACCCACAAAUAUUUAUAAACAAAACCCAAAAACGAAGCGGUAUAAAAACCCGAGUUGACUCUUUUGCUAACCAUCGACCACUUUCGUCUUCGAUCCAAGAAUUAAUCGAUCCAAGAAGAAGAAAAAUGAAGAUAUUCAUCGUUAUCGGUGUCAUCGUAGCAAUUUCAACUCAAGUUUAUUCGGGUUGCAUUAAUUGCGGGUUCGGCCCAGGACGCGAUGUUUGCACCUCCGCAAAAACCGGAUGUAGCCCAAUGAUAAUCAGGCCAAAUAGACUCCCAAAAGUUGACAUUUCAGAACUUAGCAAACCCAGAGUCAUCGUUAAGGAGGUUAUCACCGGAUUUAAACCACUAAAACCCAUCGGAAGUUUAUGUUCUGGCCACAAAACCAUCGUCACCCCAGCUUUUGUCCCAAAAACUAAUUGCGCCCUCUGCGGAACAAAUAAGUGCUCAUGUAGCUCAUCUUCAGCAUCAUCUUCAUCAUCUUCCUCAUCUUAUGGCUCAUCUUAUACCCCGUCUUAUGGGUCAUCAUCAGGAAAUUAUGGAUCAUCAGAAAAUUAUGGAUCAUCAGGAAAUUAUGGAUCAUCAGGAAUUUCUUCUUCUGGAUCUUACUCAUCUGGCUCAUCAUCAUCCGGAUCUUACUCAUCUGGAUCUUCAUCAUCUUGCGCAUCAUCAUCAUCAGGACUUGAUAACUCCUUAUCCCAAUCAUACGGUUAUUACGGCCCAGCUGAUUCAGUCUCGCUCUCCCUCGCCUACAAACUUCAAAAUGAACUUAACAACGUCGCCGAAGACAAACUUUUCUUCGGAUUUCACAAAUUACCCCGCGAAAUUCCUGUGAUUCAAAAAACCAAGAACGUGAUAGCUGAAGAAAACUUAUUCGGCCAUAACGGGCAAGUUGUUGAAUUAAAACCGAUUAUAAUAGCAAACGGAAAAACGGCGGCUCAAGAAGCAGAGGAGGCUCUUUUAGAUGAAGAACUCAACCAAGAUGUUGAAGAUUUAGCCGGCGAAAACAACGGGGUGAAGAAAUUAACUUACGAUGAGAUUGGAUUCGGACCAGCUAAGGUUAAAGAAACGAGAUAUAUUGAAGUUAAAGGGAGCGGGAUUGAGCAUACCCCCCAUAUUAAUUUAGGCGAAACGAAGGUGUGUCAAGAUGGAUACAUUCCUGGUAAGGUCAUAACUGGAAUUACUCAAGGAAGUUAUGGAGGAUCUCAAGGUUAUGGUUACGGUAGUGAUGAUGAUUCUAAUGGGGGAAUGGGGUAUUCGUAUUCCAGCUCAAGUUCUUCAUCUUCAUCGUCAUCCUCCCACAAUCACCAUCGUUUCACGAAAGGAGGGAUUGUUUUUGAAAAAUUAGAUGGAUGUGAUGAAUAAUUAAUAAGAAAUGAAGAAUUUAAAUGCUUUAAAACCCAAACCAGGAAACGAUUUAAUUUAAGUAAAUAAUAUACAAAUUUGAUUUCAAUAAAGAAUGAGUUAGCAAAUUAA